CAGUUGCAUCUCGAAACAGGCCACGGCAGGCCCCUAUGACUCUACGAGCCAAGCGCGUGUUGUUCAGGAGAGGCGAUGGGAGUGAUGAAAGAGGUGACGGGUGAGGCGCAGAAAGGCGGCUCAAAUCGGUAAGCUUAUCCUCCCUCGAACUCAUCCCCCGCUCGGCAGGUGACGACGUGCGACAACGUUGAGGCUUGUGAGUACAUACGGACUCCAACUGCGGUUGCUGUCCUACAUAUUCAUCGUGACACCAUGGCCCCUAUUCCUUAUCAAAUUGCUGUUCCUGAAUCCCGUCUCGAAGACCUCCGGAAGAGACUUGAUCUCGCUACCUUCCCGGACGAGCUUGAAGACGCGGAGUGGGCUUAUGGAAGCCCUCUGGCUGAUGUCAAGAGGCUGACGUCGUACUGGCGGAACACAUUUGACUGGAGAAAGGCAGAGGCCAAAUUGAACGAGCUUCCUAACUUCAAGGCAAAUGUGACCAUCGAUGGCUUUGGUGAAACCGAAUUGCACUUUUUGCAUCAGCCAAGUCCCGCACAAGAUGCUGUUCCGUUGCUCUUCGUUCAUGGCUGGCCUGGCAGCUAUAUCGAGGUGACCAAGAUGCUAUCAUCAUUGGCAGGAGAUGCCAAUGGUGUCAAAUUCCAUGUUGUCGCGCCCUCUCUACCAAACUAUGCUUGGAGUGCAGGAAUCAAGAAGAAAGGGUUUGGUCUUGGUCAAUACGCUGAAGCAUGCCACCGCUUGAUGCAGCUUCUUGGAUACAAGAGAUAUGUGACACAAGGUGGAGACUGGGGCAUGUACAUCACUCGCAGUAUUGGUCUACUUUACCCAGAGUCUUGCUUGGCUUCUCACAUUAACAUGGUUCGAGCGUUCCCUCCAGAGUGGUCAGAGAGCCCUUUGCUGGCACUUCAGCAUGCGGUGACCCCUUACACUGAAGAUGAACAAAAGGGUCGGGAAAGAAGUGACUGGUUCGCCAAUGAGGGAAGCGGCUACAGGACAAUUCAGAGCACCAAACCUCAAACCGUUGGUUAUGGACUCACUGACAGUCCUGUUGCACUGCUUUCUUGGAUAUACGAAAAACUCCAUGACUGGACUGAUCGCUAUCCAUGGUCAGACGACGAGAUUUUAACCUGGAUAUCGAUCUACUGGUUCUCGCAAGCUGGUCCUGCGGCUUCUCUGAGGAUUUAUUACGAAGCCACACAUACUUCGGCUGAAGCAACUCGCGACCGUGUUCAGCAUUGGAUUGGUGGAGUUAAGCUUGGACUGUGCUAUGCACCAAAGGAGCUCACCAUUGUGCCCCGAACCUGGGGAAGAACUCUCGGACCAGUCGUUUUCGAAAGCGAGAAGAGAUGUGGUGGGCAUUUCUUAGCCUAUGAGCAGCCUGAAGAGGUCGUUUCCGACCUUCGAGCCAUGUUUGGUACCUCGGGUGCAUGUCAGGAUAUCAUAAGUCUUAAGAGCCGGAAGGCAGCUCCUCAAGGCUCCUUGCCGUUUUGCUAGUGAUGUCUUGUCCCUUACGAUAAUAACUUGAAAUCAGACAAGUCCUUUGAUUGUCCU
Aureobasidium pullulans EXF-150 is the source of this 1548-nucleotide messenger RNA. Its product is annotated as alpha/beta-hydrolase. The coding region runs from base 253 to 1491 and encodes 412 amino acids. The record is from RefSeq and is a predicted model, not a curated record. Gene Ontology annotation, molecular function: epoxide hydrolase activity. Gene Ontology annotation, biological process: epoxide metabolic process. The transcript is spliced from 8 exons. Lineage: Eukaryota; Fungi; Ascomycota; Dothideomycetes; Dothideales; Saccotheciaceae.